This is a messenger RNA of Mangifera indica (mango), 2661 nucleotides long. Its product is annotated as DEAD-box ATP-dependent RNA helicase 37-like. The record is from RefSeq and is a predicted model, not a curated record. Gene Ontology annotation, cellular component: nucleus. Gene Ontology annotation, molecular function: RNA binding; RNA helicase activity; ATP binding. The transcript is spliced from 7 exons. Bases 260 to 2119 code for a protein of 619 amino acids. Lineage: Eukaryota; Viridiplantae; Streptophyta; Magnoliopsida; Sapindales; Anacardiaceae.
UAUAUAUUUAUAUUUAAACAGCGACGCAAAAUUGACGAAAGCAGAUAUUUUUGUAGCUGUUGUUGUCUCUGUAUUAUAUCUGCUGAUUUUAGGGUUCUUUCUUUUUACUCUUUUUGGAUCUCCACCAGCUCUUCCACAUCGAAAUCCAAUCUACAAUCAAGCUGAAUUCUUCGGUUUUCAUUCACCAGGGGCAAAUUUAGAGUUUUGGAGUAGGAAUUUUUGCCAAAUUGGAAAACAAGAGGAACUAGGGUGGUUAGUGAUGAAUAAGAGAACUUCAUGGGCUGACUUGGCUGCCAACUCUGCAGCCGAGAAUGUAACUUCUGCUAACAACAGUACUGUUGGUAACACUUCUGCUCCUGCACGAUCUACAUAUGUUCCUCCUCACCUUCGCAACCAUCAAACCUCAUCAGAUCGCCCUGCGUCAUUGGAUUCUACUUCCCAAGGAUACAAUGGGCCUGUGACAACUAAUGAUCGAUCUGGAUAUGGCAGUGGGUCCCGAUGGGGUGGUCCCAGAAAUGACUACAGUCGUUCUGGUUAUGGUGGUGGACGUGCUGGUGGAUGGGGUGGCAGAAGUGGUGGGUGGGAUCGUGGGAGGGGACGGGAAGUCAACCCUUUUGGUGAUGAUGAUGGUACAGAACUGGCUUUUAGUGAGCAAGAAAAUACUGGCAUUAACUUUGAUGCGUAUGAGGAUAUUCCAGUGGAAACAAGUGGUGAUAAUGUUCCUGCCCCGGUGAAUACUUUUGCUGAGGUUGACUUGGGUGAGGCUCUAAAUCAGAACAUCCGGAGGUGCAAGUAUGUGAAGCCAACUCCUGUGCAACGUAAUGCCAUUCCAAUCUCCGUGGCUGGUCGGGACCUUAUGGCAUGUGCUCAGACUGGUUCUGGCAAGACUGCUGCCUUCUGCUUUCCUAUUAUCAGUGGAAUUAUGAAGGGAGAGCCUCCACAGAGGCCAUUUCGUGGUGCACGGACUGUCUAUCCCCUGGCUCUGAUUCUUUCUCCUACUAGGGAGCUUUCAAUGCAAAUACAUGAAGAAGCUAAGAAGUUCUCAUAUCAAACAGGGGUUAAGGUAGUUGUUGCAUAUGGAGGAGCACCAAUUAACCAGCAGCUGUGGGAGCUGGAGAGAGGUGUUGAUAUUCUUGUGGCUACCCCUGGAAGGUUGGUUGACUUGCUAGAGAGGGCUAGAGUUUCUCUGCAACUGAUCAAGUAUCUUGCUCUAGAUGAGGCAGAUCGAAUGUUAGAUAUGGGUUUUGAGCCGCAGAUAAGAAAAAUUGUUGAACAAAUGGAUAUGCCUCCACCAGGUGUAAGACAAACAAUGCUUUUCAGUGCUACCUUCCCUAAAGAAAUACAGAGACUAGCCUCUGAUUUCCUUGCAAAUUACAUCUUUUUGGCUGUUGGACGAGUGGGUUCAAGUACUGAUUUGAUUGUCCAAAGAGUUGAAUUUGUUCAUGAGUCUGACAAAAGAAGCCAUCUCAUGGACCUUCUUCAUGCACAGAAGGAAAAUGGUGUUCCGGGAAAGCAAACUCUUACUUUAGUUUUUGUGGAGACGAAAAGAGGGGCUGAUGCUCUGGAAAAUUGGUUGUGUGUUAAUGGCUUUCCUGCAACUACUAUUCAUGGUGAUAGAUCACAACAGGAAAGAGAAAUGGCAUUGAGGUCAUUUAAAAGUGGAAAAACUCCCAUUUUGGUAGCAACUGAUGUAGCAGCACGUGGUCUUGAUAUCCCCCAUGUUGCUCAUGUGGUUAAUUUUGAUCUCCCAAAUGAUAUUGAUGAUUAUGUCCACCGAAUUGGAAGGACAGGUCGAGCAGGGAAAUCAGGUUUGGCUACUGCCUUCUUCAAUGACAGUAAUGCUUCAUUGGCAAAGGCAUUAGCUGAUCUAAUGCAAGAAUCCAAUCAAGAAGUACCUGCUUGGCUAUCUCGGUAUGCAGCGGCUCGUUCCUUUGGUGGGCGUAAUCGUCGUUCUCGGGGAGGAGGUCGCUUUGGUGGUCGUGACUUCCGAAGGGACAGCUUUUCUGGUAGAGGUGGUUCUGACUACUAUAGUGGAGGUGGUAGCGGUGGUGGAUAUGGUGGUUCUGCUGGGUAUGGUGGUGGAGGAUAUGUUCCAGGCAUGUCUAGUGCGUGGGAUUGACAGUCAGCACACAUUACAUUGCUUAGUGUCUAGUUGGAGUGGACCUUCACUUAUCUGGUCUAUUUUCUUUUUUGUUAGCAUUCUAGCCAAUGUGUUCUAUAUUAUUAGAAGUGUUUAUCACGGUUAGGAGGGUCGGGAUGUAAGUUUGGAUUUGGUGUUGCAGGAGUAGAGUUGCGUGUAAUGUUGGUAGGUUACCAGUUCCUAACAGAUUAGGUAUUAUUUCACGCUCGUCUUCUUCUAUCCUCUUUCCUUUUUGCUGGUAAUUCGAUGAGAUGAUGUUGGGUUGUAGAAUACGUAGCAGGAGAGGGAGAGGGUUUCAUUUUGCUUCAUUUUGUUCGGCCACCUUCUUUUGAUAUCUCAUAGGCAUGUUCAUUUCAACCCAGUUUGUGGGGGGUAAAUUGUUGAGUCUCUCUGGUCUUGCCAUUUUCUCCACCAUUUUUUUUUUUUGAAAAGGAGUUUAAAAGGCUUUGUAAUAUUUUGGUGGUGACUUGAUUGAACUAUAUACAAAUGUUCAGAUAUUAAAUGUUUCAAGUUUACUUUGA